Molecule: messenger RNA, 1110 nt
Organism: Mucor velutinosus
Lineage: Eukaryota; Fungi; Mucoromycota; Mucoromycetes; Mucorales; Mucoraceae
Product: Co-chaperone
Exons: 6
Coding region: 1-1110 (369 amino acids)
Source: RefSeq, a predicted model, not a curated record
AUGUCUCAAUUAACUUCUUCUGUCAGAAAAGGACACGAACUCAACACAAAAUCACUCGAAAGCUAUCUUCUAGAGGCUAUCCCGGGUUUCACUACUCCUUUACAUGUUAGCCAAUUCAAUCAUGGUCAAUCCAAUCCCACUUAUUUAUUGAAAGAUGGAAACCAGCAACAGUAUGUAUUGAGAAAGAAGCCUCCAGGCGCUCUGAUCUCCAAGACAGCUCAUGCAGUAGAACGUGAGUAUCGCAUCAUCCGCGCUCUUGGAGAAAACUCCAAUGUACCUGUACCCAAGGUAUACACCUUGUGUGAAGAUGUCAGUGUCAUUGGCACACCAUUCUAUGUUAUGGAGUUUCUCAAAGGCAGAAUCUUUACCGAUGUCAGAAUGUUAGAUAUACCUUUCGAGGAGCGUAGAGCAUGCUGGUUUUCGGCAGUUGUUACAUUGGGAAAGUUACACUCUGUUGAUUUCAAGGCUAUUGGAUUAGAGGGAUAUGGUAAAGAUGCUGGUUUCUAUACACGUCAAAUGAAGUCUCUUGGUAAAGUAUCUGGUGCUCAAGGAGCAGUUGUGGACGAGGAAACAGGAAAAGAAGUAGGUCCCAUCCCUCGUUUGGACGAGAUGUUUGCUUGGUUCAAACGCAACGAAGUAACAGAUCAAGCAACUAUCAUUCAUGGUGAUUUCAAGAUUGAUAACAUGAUUUUCCAUCCUACUGAGCCUCGAGUCAUUGGCGUACUUGAUUGGGAGUUGUCGACUAUUGGUCAUCCUUUGUCAGAUUUGUCUAAUCUGCUUCAGCCUUUUUACAUACCUCAAGAUGCUGGAUUAAUGGGCUUGAAAGGUCUUGAUCCAUUACCAGUUCCCAGCGCUGAAGAACUGAUGCAAUGCUACUGUUCUCAGCUAAAGGGUAUGACAUACCCCAUUGAUAAAUGGAUGUUUGCCGUAGCAUUCUCCUUCUUUAGACUGGCUGUUAUCACUCAGGGCAUUGCAGCUCGAGUUGCUCGCAAACAAGCAUCGUCUGCACAAGCUAAGAUUGUAGCCCAAAAGUUUAAACCUGUUUCAUAUUUAGCCCUAGACAUUGUUGACAAAGGCGAAUUAGGACGACAAGCCAAUAGUAAAUUGUAA